Hyaena hyaena (striped hyena) is the source of this 2101-nucleotide messenger RNA. RefSeq names its product basic salivary proline-rich protein 1-like. NCBI's taxonomy places the organism in Eukaryota, Metazoa, Chordata, Mammalia, Carnivora, Hyaenidae. The coding region runs from base 1 to 2070 and encodes 689 amino acids. The record is from RefSeq and is a predicted model, not a curated record. The transcript has 10 exons.
AUGGAGCAGGCAGCCAUACCUGGGGACCCAGGGCUCCCUUGUAGCCCCAAGCAGGCCUUGGCUCUGUACCUGCACCUCUUCAGAUGCCCUGCGGGCCUGGGCCAGCUCCAGGCUGCCCUGCAGCAGGUGCAAGAGAGCCGGGCCUGUCCCUUGGGACUGGAGCUGCCUGCUGUGUUGCUGGCGAUGGAGCGGACCCGGCGGGCCCAGGAACAGCUCCUGUGGGACUUGGAGCUGCUGGCUGGGGCAGGGCUGAGCCUCUUCUGGCCCCCCCGGGCCCAGUUCCACGGGCUGAAGGACCAGGCCCAGUGUGCAUGGAGCCAUUACGGCAAGCCCCGUGGUAGGAGGGGUAGGGGCUCUGAGCAGCUGACCAGUUGGAGUUCUAGGCCGUGUCCAUUGCCCCCGGCUGGGGACUCCCUGAGCCAGAACCAUCGGCCUCCUGAGGGGGGGCUGGCAGUAGACCCAUCAUCAGCCCUGGAUCUGGGUGAAGCUGCGAGGGACAGAGACCCAAGGUGGGCGAGCCCUGCUCUACCUGCAGCACCCACACCUGGUUGCCUGCGAGGGCCGAACCCCGCCACCAGCAGUAGCUUUGGGGACCCAGGAGGUUCUGAGUUCAAGAACCUGGCGCAGAGGGAAGAGAGGAGACCCGCAGGACCCACAACCCAGAGGCCCAAUGGACAGCCAUCCACGAAUGUAUGUGGUAGAAAGCUCACUCAGGGAGCCCCAUGGCCCUCAGGCCUGCCCUCCCAGGGCCUGCCGGAAACCCAAGUUCCCCUGGAGGGGCUGGGCUGGAGCCUGCGCCAGGAGAGAGCAGAACUUCAGAAACUGCUGGGAAUUGAGAUUCCUCUGAGGCAGAAAGAGGGGGACCCUCGGGAGCAGAAAGGAGAGAGCCCCCGGGGUCAGAGAGGGGAAGCCCCCCUGGGGGAGAACAAAGAAGUUCCUGAGAGACAGAGAGAGAAGACACACCAGGGUGAGAGUGGGGAGGCCGCUGGUGCUCUGAGAGAGGAGGUCUCUGAGUAUCCCUGGUGUGCGCCUCCCCAGAGUGUGAGGAGAGAGUCUCCUCAAGGUCAAAGAGGAAAUGGCCCUAAGUGCCAGAGAAAGAAGGCUCUCCAGGAGUCGAGAGAGUGGACUCCUCCUCAGGGCCAGGAAGUGAAGACCCUUCGGGCUUCCCCAGGCCCGAACUGGGAAGUGGCUGAGGAAGAGGUGCCCACACAGCCCCCAGAGGAAGGCGGCUCCCUGGGAACGUCUAGGGAUUUCUGCAGGGCCCUGGGAGAACAGAUUCCGCAGCCCAGAGGUAGGGAGAGCGCUGGCUCCGGGAAAAGGACCAGCCAGCGGCGAGAGUCGGCACCGGGCACGGGAGGGCAGAGCGCCGCCGGCGAGCGGGUACGCACUCCCCUUCCACCCCCGAAGCCCCCGACCCGGCCGCCGCUCCCAAGCCCGGGGACCGAGACGCUAGCGGCCCCAAGCGCUGGAGGGGGCUCCGGGCGGCAGGAGCGCCCCGCAGCUCCCCCCGAGCACUCAGGGCCGGUGGGCGACCCGCACGGGCUUCAGGACCCGGAAGCAAGCCCUGGCCCGGCGGAGCAGAUGCCGGGUGCCGUCGGGGAGCCGAGGGGCGACGUGGAGGCCCCCGAGGCCUCGAAGGCCGCGUGGCCCCGGCCCCGAGGCAGGGAGGAGGCGUCGGCGGGCGUGAGCGCAGCGCAGCAGGAGACCGCUCUGCAGAGGCUGCUGGAGCUGCACCGCGCGGCCAGGCGCCGGCGGCGGCAGGAUCGCGAGCAACAGCGUCUCCGCGUCUGGGAAUGCCUCCGCAUCGCCAGGAACCGCCACUGCCGGGUGCACCCUCUGGGGCCCUCACCCAACCUAGCUCAGCUCCCGCCACAGGAGGAUGCGGCGGGGCAGCGUCGCGCCCUGCGGCAGCAGCUGCAACAAGUGCACCGGGAGAGGACCGGGCGGCUGCGGGCCCUCGGGGCCAGGAACACUCAGAACUUCCAGCAGCUACUGUGGCGGCCUCGCACUGAGGUCCCUUUCCCAGGAGAGGAGCCCUCGUCCUUCCCAGCCCCCUCUAGUCAUUGCUGAAUCCUCAAAGGGAUGAUUAAAGAGAUGGGGA